This is a messenger RNA of Rotaria sp. Silwood1, 333 nucleotides long. The record is from the annotation of a GenBank genome assembly. NCBI's taxonomy places the organism in Eukaryota, Metazoa, Rotifera, Eurotatoria, Philodinida, Philodinidae.
AUGAUUGUCGCCAUCUUGGUUAGCUUCGUUCAUUGUGCAACGCUUCCUUCGACGGAUAAUGUAAAUCCAAUACAGAAUAUUGAAAGCUUUGAUCAGCUUAUAAAGGAUUAUUAUGGUUGUGAUGCAGUGAUACAGAGCUGUGGUAAUAAGGGCGGAUGUUGCGAUGUUCACGACGCCUGCUACAAAAGACACGGUUGUACAGCUUCCAGCUGGUUCCUUUUAUGGGGUAAUUGUGCUGCAUGCAACAGAGAUGUCAUGGGUUGUGUUGCCUUCAGAAAUCCGGGUAAAAGCAGCUGUUGUUCAGCAGGAAACUGUGGUCAAACUCGACCAUAA